Parathielavia appendiculata is the source of this 1390-nucleotide messenger RNA. RefSeq lists its product as uncharacterized. Lineage: Eukaryota; Fungi; Ascomycota; Sordariomycetes; Sordariales; Chaetomiaceae. The record is from RefSeq and is a predicted model, not a curated record. The transcript is spliced from 2 exons. The coding region runs from base 471 to 1106 and encodes 211 amino acids.
CGGGUUUGCAACGUUCGUUACACCCCCGCUCCGUUUGGAUUAGAGUUGAUCUGCACAACUCUGACUUGCCGUCGCGAAGUGGGCCAGAACUACAUCUCCAGGUGCAUGGUUGGCGAGGAUGAUCAUGACCCAGAGUUGACUGGGACAGCAUCACCAAUCCCAGGGAUGUGUCGCGCAAUAUUGCGUCCUCUGCCACCGGAGCACUUCGACCAAGACCGAGCAUCGCCCUUAGGACUUACCUAGAGAUGAAAUGAGCACCUCUCCAGGAAAUCAGGAGUGACUGUGAGGAGGAUAGCUCUGUGACCCUGACGAGGGCCCCGAAGAGAACCAGUAUAUAACACCCUCCGGCCACCUCCUGUGACAAGACCUUCAUUCACCAAGCGUCUCAGCUCUAUUUCUUUCAGGGCCCCAAUUCGAACAGUCCGAGUACACACCCGCAACCUGUACUGUACACAAUCUGACUUGUCAAGAUGACUCGCAGUAUCAUCACUCUGCUGGCGGCGGUCACUGCUCUUCAGCAGGCCGUCGCUGCGCCUGUUGCUCAGGGCGGAGGCGACAACGUGGCUCCCCCCACUCCCAGCGGCCCCCGAGUCCCCACUGGAGGCUUCCCAACCGGAGGCUUCCCACCCGUCCCAACCGGAGGCUUCCCACCCGUCCCUACCGGAGGCUUCCCGACUGGAGGCUUCCCUACCGGGGGCUUCCCGCCGGUCCCAACUGGGGGUUUCCCGACUGGAGGCUUUCCACCCGUUCCUACCGGAAGCUUCCCCACCGGAGGCUUCCCCACGGGUCGGCCCUCGGGCUCCGCCCCGGGCUUCCCUCCCAGACCCACCGGGGGCCCGCCGGCGAAUGACAAGCGCCAGGAUGAGGGACAGGCCGACGUGGCAUUUCCGCGUCCCACCGGCACCGGCCGCCCGGUCCGCCCUACCCGCUCCGCUCGCCCCACCCCCAGCGGCCCGGCUCAGUCUCCUCCCCCGAGGCCCAGCGGCUCGGCUCCUCCCCGACCAACUGGCACCGCUAUCUCCCGCCCUCCCAGGCCUACCGGCGGGCCGAGCGGGCGCACGACUCCAACCUUCACUCGCGUCCCGCGUCCCACUAAUGCCGAGUAAAAAGUUCGGGACUGUGGAACUGGUCGUUUUACUUCUUGAGGGAGCAUGCGGUUUCGGUCUUCUUUGAACUGUCGCUUUGGUCGUCGCAUACUUCGCUUCGUACUGUCGUUCUUUCCUCGUGCUCAGGCUGAUUCUGCUCUUUGGAAAGUGUUUGAGUCUCUGUGUCACGGCUCGUUUCUGUAUGUCGUAAGCUUUGUUUGGAAAAUGACAAGGGAAGGAGAGGAUAUCUGGCUCUCACUGAGUGUUCCAGUUCAGAUGGUUAGUACACCUUCGCGCCAAAGAUG